AUGGAGGGACCGACAAAAUCGACGGCUUCGGCCAUGCCGGUUCAUCCAACUGUCACAAAUGCAUUCAAACCUGCUGCCGACAGCUUCAGAUAUUUCUCUCCUAAUUCCAGUCCCGACAGUGUAAAGAAUGGUGGCAGGUCGAGAUCUUCAUCGACGUCGCCAAGCGCAAAGAAAGUCUCUGCUCUCCAGGAAAUCUCAGCCAAUAUUAAAGAUGUCCGACCGCCUCAACAGCAAAACUUCAAAUUUAAGCCUCCGACUACUUCUAACCCCUCGCCUUCUAAGAGUGCUUCACUACAGGAUAAGAUGCCUCCUCCACCCAAAGGUUCAUUAAAGAAUAAUGUCAACCUGCCACCGCCUGCUCGACCUAACUUUACAUCCAUCUCCCCGACAAAGAGACCUCCUUUGUCAGUCUUCAGUACCUCUUCGCACACUAGAAAAUCAUCAUUGGGGCCAUUGACCCCGGUUUCGGCGUCGGUGAACAAAGAAAACCUGUUGCCCGACGAGCAGUUACUUCAUGAUGCAUUGAUUAAGGAUCUUACUGGUCUCAGCCCAGAAAAGCCCACCAAGGCUUCUGCCCCCCUCCCACCCCCCGCUGUGACUGUAACAAAACCCGUCGAGAAGAAAGUCAAGGAGACAAAGUCUAGAGCCGCACCCCCGACUUUCAGUGUUGGCCGUGCUCCUCCUGAUACUAGUAAUCUUCCUGACCCAUCCGAACUUCCAAUCCCUGAAGACGAUGGGACAAAGCCACAUUAUAGCUAUGCCAAUCUCAUCGGUAUGGCUUUGAUUCGGGCCCCCGGCAGGAAGCUCACACUAGCCCACAUUUACAAGUGGAUCUCGACACAUUUUACAUUUUACAAGUCAGCAGAUUCGGGUUGGCAGAAUAGCAUCAGACACAAUCUCAGCUUGAGCCAAAAGUUCGUCAAAGUCGAACGUCCGAAGGAUGACCCAGGCAAGGGAAACUACUGGACAAUUGCGGAGGGGUAUGAAUAUGAAUUUAUCAAAAUGAAGACUCGAAGGGGAUCGGCGAUUGUCAACAGCACUGUUGCAAGGAAGAAGUCAUCGCAGGAUCUAACAGCGACAAUCAAGAAAGAGGACCUUCGGGCUGUCAAGACGGAGCCAUUGCCAAAACCCAUUGAUCAGUUAGCAGUCCCUGCGACCGACGAUUUCCCCACCAUUUCUUCAGAUGCUACUAUCGACGAGGCUACCCUAGAGCCCGAUUAUCAGGGACUCACAUCUCAGGCGGAUUUCAUCGGCGAUCCGUUUGCAUCACUUUUCGAGGAAGGCUUACCAAUUACCAAUCCCCUUCUUUCUGAGGCAUUGCCACCUGCACCAUCAUCCCCACCUAUCAUGCACUCUUCGCCGCCAAUCACACGGCGUCCUAGGUCUCCCGGUGCUAAUAGCAUAUUCUCAUCAUCGAAAACAACUAAGAGAAAGAGACUUUCUGGUGGCCAUGACAUGGAUGAUAGCGGCUACUUCUCAGGCUUAGACUCAUCUGUUAACAGACACAAAACUGGGAUGGGACCACCGAAGAAGAUCCGGAGAGGUCGUGCUGAGGAGGAACUUGCCCGCAUUCGUAGCUCUUCAGCUGCGAUGGAAAGCCCUAUUCCACGUAUGGGUGGUAGAUCACCUAUGCUACCUGGGUCGUCCUCGCCUCUGCGAGCAUAUGACCGCAACCAUAAGCCAGCAUUAGCACCAAAGACUCCUAUCUCUGCUGUCAAGGCGAUCUCUAAACCGCCAGCCUCGGCUAGCCCAGGUGCCAACCUAAGAAUGCACCGUAAUCUUGUUAGAAAUCUCGUGGGCUCGCCGAUAAAAGGCAUGGAGCUCCUUAGCGAUGAGCCAUCCUGGAUGCAAAGCUGGGAUUUCGGUGGGAACGAUACUGCCUGGGAUUCAAAUAUGUUUCAGUCGUGGGAACAAUGGGUGGAACCUGCCGAACCUGGCUUGGUUGAGGAUCUUGAUAACUACUUUGAUACCUCCUUCUUCCAGUCACCAGUCCGAGACCCGAGCCCUAAGCGCUUGGAUAAGAAGGUGCCCACGACCAAUAUUUUCGAAGACCUGGAGCCAGCUAGCGAUGAUAUGCCUGCAGUCGCGUCCAAGGCUAUCGACAUUGUCGCAGCUAUGAGACAGGGUGCCGAGAAGAUUAGAUCCGUCACCGAACGGCCUGGAAUGUCCCGUGUCACCUCACUCAAGUUUUAA
Orbilia oligospora ATCC 24927 is the source of this 2193-nucleotide messenger RNA. RefSeq lists its product as uncharacterized. The record is from RefSeq and is a predicted model, not a curated record. Gene Ontology annotation, biological process: regulation of transcription by RNA polymerase II. Gene Ontology annotation, molecular function: DNA-binding transcription factor activity, RNA polymerase II-specific; RNA polymerase II cis-regulatory region sequence-specific DNA binding. The transcript has a single exon. Lineage: Eukaryota; Fungi; Ascomycota; Orbiliomycetes; Orbiliales; Orbiliaceae. The coding region runs from base 1 to 2193 and encodes 730 amino acids.